AUGGCAGUGGUGGACCUAUUGGUCGUUAUCAUUGAGAUCAUACUCAGUCGAAUCAAUCAUGAUUUUUUUCCACCAUCAUUCCUGGACAUCACCCCUGUAUGUAGUAUUCGUUAUGCUCUGCGCCGUCUACUCAUAGAUUGUUCUGUCUGGUUCACAAUUGCUUUCACCUUUGAUCGAUAUGUCACCAUUUGUUGUGCGAAACUGAAAACUAAAUACUGCACUCAAAGAAUUGCAACCGUGGUUCUCGCAACAACCAGCAGUCUGUUGUUUGUAAAAAAUAUCCCUAUCUACUUCAGAUUUGAACCUUAUGAAAUCAUCAGUAAUGUACCAUGGUACUGUAUGAAUUCAGAUGCAUAUUAUUAUGACCCUGUGUGGAGAGGAUUUAACAACUUUGAAAAGAUUCUAACACCAAUAUUCCCUUUUGGUUUAAUUCUGUUCCUCAACACUCUGACAGUCAAACACAUUUUAGUAGCCAGUCGAGUCCGGAAAGCUCUGAAGGUUCAGAGUAAGGGAGAAGAUUCCAGCGACCCAGAGAUGGAAAGUAGAAGACAGAGUAUAAUUUUACUCUUCGUCAUAUCUGGCAACUUCAUUUUUCUGUGGAUUUGGUAUAUUUUAUAUUAUUUCGAUGUUGAUGAUCCUUUAGAUCGAGAUGGUGAAUACAUAUUUAAACAAGUUGCCUACAUGCUGCGGAAUUUGAAUUGCUGCACGAACACCAUUGUCUAUGUGGCAUCUCUAUCCAAGUUCAGAGCGAAGCUCAGGAACCCACUGGAAGCUAUUUUUGCAUAA
Messenger RNA from Chiloscyllium plagiosum (whitespotted bambooshark), 786 nucleotides. RefSeq names its product putative G protein-coupled receptor 139. Gene Ontology annotation, biological process: G protein-coupled receptor signaling pathway. Gene Ontology annotation, cellular component: plasma membrane. The record is from RefSeq and is a predicted model, not a curated record. Gene Ontology annotation, molecular function: G protein-coupled receptor activity. Lineage: Eukaryota; Metazoa; Chordata; Chondrichthyes; Orectolobiformes; Hemiscylliidae.